Molecule: messenger RNA, 754 nt
Organism: [Torrubiella] hemipterigena
Lineage: Eukaryota; Fungi; Ascomycota; Sordariomycetes; Hypocreales; Clavicipitaceae
Source: the annotation of a GenBank genome assembly
CGGCACCAUCCAUCGCAUAUCGCCCGUCGCGACCCCUUCCUCGAAUUUAUCAUCACCAUCGUAUUCACAAUGGGAAGCGAAGUCCCCGAGAACAGCCAGCAGCAGGCGCCUGCACCUACCGAUGCGGAUAUGAUGCUCAAGGCCGAGCCCGGCGCGGCUGAAGCGCUGGCGCAGAUGGAGUUUAAGAUGCCCACGCGCAAGGAUACUUCGCUGCGCGAGUUCCUACACAAGAUCGACGACUUUGCCCCAAUUAUCCCCGACGCCGUCACCAGCUACUACAUGACCAAGGCUGGCCUUCCUCCUCCUCCUCAGACGGACCCGCGCCUCGCCCGCCUUUUGGCCCUCGCCACGCAGAAAUUCAUUGCCGAUAUUGCUGCCGAUGCCUACCAGUACAGCCGUAUUCGCGCAUCAAGUAACAACAAUACCAACAACCCCAUGGGCUCGCUCGGCGCUGCUGCCGGUUUCCCAGUCCCUGGCCAGCAGACUAAUCAGCAGAACAAGCAGGACCAGGGCAAAGGCGGACCAUUGGGUAUCCAGCGUCCUGGAUACGGUGGUGGUGGCCAGGGUGGCAGCCAGAACAGAACUGUCUUGACCAUGGAAGACCUGGGUAUGGCUGUUGGCGAGUAUGGCGUGAACGUCAAGAGAAGCGAGUUUUACCGCUAGAUGGUCAACAGUACCGGGGUAUAAUGGCGUUUUAUGGACUUGAGUUUCUUUGUUGUUAAAUCACGGAUGGCGUUUGGGAUGUAUAUCAAGA